Molecule: messenger RNA, 881 nt
Organism: Raphanus sativus (radish)
Lineage: Eukaryota; Viridiplantae; Streptophyta; Magnoliopsida; Brassicales; Brassicaceae
Product: RING-H2 finger protein ATL79
Exons: 1
Coding region: 265-723 (152 amino acids)
Biological process (GO): protein ubiquitination
Molecular function (GO): transferase activity
Source: RefSeq, a predicted model, not a curated record
ACAAGAUAGAGCAUUUAAGAUUAAGAGAGUAGGGAACUGUAGAGUUGCCUUGGCAGGAGGGGAAAGCAUUAUGCAUUAUGGUGAAUUUAUCUUAGUCUACAAACUCAGUGGUCCCUCCCUCAUUAGCAAAGACCCAUCCACGCAAAUAAGAACCCAACGCCAAACUCUGGUGUGUCCUCUUCUCUUAAAUGCCCUCUUUUGCUUUUUUUUUCUCUAUAAACACAUGAUGGUUUUUUGGAGAGCUUGUUUAAGUUCCAACUUCCAAUGCGGCUGCUAUCAUCCGAACCUCAAGUUAACUCUACAUGUGAGUCCCAAAGCUGCAGCUGGAAGCCUUACUCUCAUCCCAAUGACUUUGCUGCCAACGCCUCUAUCCUUCUCAUCAUCAUUUUCUCAUCUCUCAUCUGCGUCCUCUCUCUCCAGGCUGCCUUACGUUGUUGCCUCCGUCCAGUCCUCCAGGAAGACCCUAAACCCGACCCUGACCCUGAGAUCUCUCGUUCAGAAGCUUUCCCGGUACUUUUCUACUCCCCUGGACUGAACCUGGCAGGCACUGAAGCAGAGUGCAUCAUUUGCUUGUCUGAAUUCGAGGAAGGUGACAGCAUCCGCGUGUUGGAUAGAUGCAAACAUGGAUUCCAUGUUCACUGCAUCCAGCAGUGGUUCUCCUCCAACUCUUCCUGUCCCACUUGCCGUACAGACAUCUCUUCCUCACCAACAGGAACUACUUAGUCAGAUGACGUCAUGGUUUUGCCAACUUUUAAUUUCCUUUUUAUUUUAUUUCAACCUCGUACCUCUAUCAUGUUUUCCCAAACUAGUUUAGUUGUUACCUUUUGUUGUUUUAUAUUCCAUGAAAUCAUAAACAGUCACACAAAUGGAGUAGUGAUAUU